AAGUGUUUCAAAGUGUUUCAAUACAUUUGAAGGCGCAGUAUGCAAACACUGUUAAAAUACGAUUUAAUUUUCUGAACCGAAUUUUCAAAGCUAUUUUUCUCGAUUCGAUAUCAUUGCGACUUCGGCCCUUUGGUCGAUUCAUGAUCGAAAUGCAAACAGCGGAUACGUGGACAGUUUAUUUUGAUUUACCUUUCUCCUGUACUAGUACGAUUCAGUUUUUAACUUGAAAUGAACGAAGCUGAUAUUCCUAUCGAUAUCCACGCCGGCAAGCUGCAAGACUGGCUAGUAUCGCGUCGAAUUGUAAACAAGAACUGGCACCAAUAUGUUCGUGAAGUUCGUAGUAAAAUUAGCAAUGCUCUCACCGAUAUGCCAGCUCACGAUGGACUUGUUCAGCUGCUCAAGGGAGCUCACAUAAACUACUUCCACUGCCAGCAGAUAAUCGAUAUACUGAAAACGACGGAAGCCGAUUCUAGGAAUGUGUUUGGACGUUAUGGAAGUCAGCGAAUGAAGGACUGGCAAGAUAUUAUUCGGCUCUAUGAAAAGGAUAGCUUGUAUCUGGCUGAGGCCGCACAAAUACUAGUAAGAAACAUUAAUUACGAGAUUCCAGGCAUUCGAAAGCAGAUCAAACAUUUUGAACAGUUGAGUGUUGACUCAGAGAAGAAAAUUGUGGAUCUGCAGCGAUCAGAGCGAGCCGUUCACGGUGAAUACAAAGCAUUGUGCAAACAGCUCGGUAUUGUCGGCGAGAAUGUUCGACAAGAACUCGUGGCGAAGGUUAAGGAAUUGCCGGAUAUGUUGAACAAAAUAGCCGCCACGGUUCCGGAAUUGAAAAAAGCAAUUGAACUGUACACUGCUUUCUUGGGAACUGAAGAGUGUGUGUCGGUUCUGCGACACGUGGCCACCGCGGGAAACACGACGGUAUACGAGUUUCUCUAUUCGGAACCACCGCUCUCCGUUGAGCCGCCCCCAAUAAAGUUUGUAAUUGAAGAGGAAGCCGCUGCUGUGUCUGAUAACGCUAUCGAUUUCGGCGACAAUGGAGGAGAAAUUGAUUUUGGCGAUAGUGCUGACAUAGAUUUCAACGUCGAUACGGGAGAGAUCAAACUGGAGGCUGGAGAAAUUGAUUGGGGAGCUCCGGAGGAAGCAGCAUCCGAACCUAACGAAGAAGGCAUUGAUUUCAGCAUAUCACUGGAAGAGAGCGGUAUAGUUGUCGAAAGUGCGGGAAAUGCCGGGGGAGUGGCAAAAGGGGACGAAGCGUACAGUAUAUGCGAUUCGCCAGUCCAUCGGGAACGAUUCAUUAAUGAACUGUUAGAGCUGGAAUCAUUUCUCAAGAUGCGCAUGUACGAGCUAAGUACCGCAGAUAGUGUGCACAUUUUGUCGUUAACUAUGAUGGAUAACUUUCCGGAUCACGAUGCCAAGAGUCUAUCGCAGAUGUUGGCUCAGGUCGACGUGGUUUACAGCAAUAUUGACAGCAAGCAAAUUCAGCAUCUGCACCAGAUUAAACAUUCGCCGAAAUACGUGGACAUCCUUAGCUCUAAACUGAAACAAAAACUGGUGGCCAUCGACAAAAUGAAGGAUACGGAAAAACUGAUGCAUGAGAAGGCAAUAAAUUUUCGUCAACAGAGUAUUGAUUUGAAGCCUACCCUUACCAAGAUCAUUGAGCAGACCGGAAUUUUACAGGGUCACAUAGAGAAAGAUAUUUCCAAACGCUACAAAAACCGGGUUGUCAACCUGAUGGGGACCAAUUUGUAAAGUUUAAAGGUGGGAGUGAAAAUAUAUGACGCUUGAUAAGAAAA
Messenger RNA from Topomyia yanbarensis, 1790 nucleotides. RefSeq names its product CDK5RAP3-like protein. The record is from RefSeq and is a predicted model, not a curated record. Gene Ontology annotation, biological process: regulation of mitotic cell cycle; regulation of cyclin-dependent protein serine/threonine kinase activity. The transcript is spliced from 4 exons. Gene Ontology annotation, cellular component: endomembrane system. Lineage: Eukaryota; Metazoa; Arthropoda; Insecta; Diptera; Culicidae. Bases 229 to 1746 code for a protein of 505 amino acids.